This is a messenger RNA of Neltuma alba, 2773 nucleotides long. Its product is annotated as MDIS1-interacting receptor like kinase 2-like. Gene Ontology annotation, biological process: protein phosphorylation. Lineage: Eukaryota; Viridiplantae; Streptophyta; Magnoliopsida; Fabales; Fabaceae. Bases 1 to 2751 code for a protein of 916 amino acids. The record is from RefSeq and is a predicted model, not a curated record. The transcript has 3 exons. Gene Ontology annotation, molecular function: protein binding; ATP binding; protein kinase activity.
AUGGGAUUCCUCUUCAAAAAGCCUCAAUUUCCUGAGAAGCUAAUACUUUGGUGGAUACUGCUAGUUGGCUAUUUAACAUUGUUCCCACCAUCUCCUGUUUCCUCUUUCAUGACUUCACUAAAUAGUGAAACAAAUGCUUUGCUAAAGUGGAAAGCCAGCCUUGACAGCUAUAGCCAAACUGUGUUAUCAUCAUGGAAGGAUAAUAACAGUUGUACUUGCAAAUGGGUUGGAAUCUCAUGCAAUGAGCUCAACUCAAUUUCCAGUAUAUCUCUUCCGAAUUUUGGAUUAAGAGGUACGCUUGAUAGUCUCAAUUUCUCAUCUUUCCCCAAUCUCCAAUUCUUAGUACUUGGAGGUAAUCAACUUAUUGGUUCCAUUCCCAAUGAACUUGGAAUGUUAAAGGAAGUAGUUGAACUUGACUUGUCAAGAAACAAUCUCUUUGGCAACAUCCCUGCCACUAUAGGAAAUAUGACCAAUUUGCACCAUAUUUAUCUUUUUUCCAAUCAAAUCUCAGGACCAAUUACAUGGGAAGUAGGGAAGCUCUACUCUAUGGAGACAUUGGAUUUGUUAGAGAACAAUAUAUCAGGUUCAAUCCCACCCUCUAUUUGGAACUUGGCUAAUUUAAGCAACUUCUCUGUUUAUCAAAAUAACCUUUCUGGAUAUAUUCCUUCUAGCAUUGGAAACUUGACAAAGCUCACCUAUCUAAAUUUGUGUGGAAAUAAACUUAGUGGCAACCUUCCAUCAGAAAUGAAUAACUUUAGGAAAUUAAGAUCCUUGCAUAUUGGAGAAAAUAAUUUCAAAGGUCACUUCCCUCAAGACAUCUGUGUGGGAGGAUUACUUGCUAACAUCACUGCACAUAGGAAUCAUUUUACUGGUCCAAUUCCUAGAAGUUUGAAGAACUGCUCUAACCUUAUCAGAGUUAGGUUUGAAAGUAAUCAAUUGAUAGGAAAUGUCACAAAUGCUUUUGGUGUAUGCCCACACUUAAACUACAUUGAUUUGAGUAACAAUGCAUUUUAUGGCCACUUGUCACCUAUAUGGGGGCAGUACCGUAACCUUGCAACCCUCAAGAUCUCAAAUAAUAACUUAUUUGGGGGAAUACCAUUAGAACUAGGUAAGGCAACCAAGUUACAGAGUCUUGAUUUUUCAUGGAAUCACUUGACAGGAAGUAUUCCAAAGGAAUUGAGUCAGUUAUCAUUAAUGAUUGAACUUACGUUGAGCAACAAUCAACUUUCAAGAAACAUUCCUAUUGAUAUAGGAUUGUUGACUAACCUUGAACAGUUGAGUCUAGCUAACAAUCAUUUAAGUGGCUCAAUUCCAGAACAACUAGGAGGGUUGACCAAAUUAUGGGAAUUGAACAUAAGUGGAAACAAGUUCUUUAGCAUUCCCAUUAGUUUUGGUCAAUUACAACAACUUCAGUCUCUUGAUCUUAGUGGAAAUUCAUUUAUUGGGGGAAUCCCAACAAUGCUUGGAGAGCUACAUCGAUUGGAAAUGUUGAAUCUCUCGCACAACAAUUUCUCAGGAACUAUUCCUUCACUUUUUGUUGAUAUGAAUAGCUUGGCUAUAAUUGACAUAUCAUACAAUCAAUUAGAAGGUCCACUUCCAAAUAUUUUAGCCUUUCGUACAGCUACGAUGGGGAGAUUAAUAGGCAACAAAGGCUUAUGUGGUGAUCAAUUUGGCUUACCAAUUUGCCCAACAACAAAUUUUGACUCAAGUCAUUCCAAGAGCAAGAAAGUGUUGAUCUAUGUUGUAUCUUUUAGUUUAGGAGUUGUGAUGCUAGCAACAUCUUCCAUUGGGAUUUCAUAUAUUAUUUGCCAUCACAAAGCAAGGAAAACAAAAGUUCAAGAAACAAAAGCGCAAACUCAAAAUUUGUUUGCUAUAUGGAGUUAUGAUGGGAAACUAGUAUAUGAAAACAUUAUUGAAGUCACAGAGGAGUUCAACGAAAAAUAUCUCAUUGGGGAAGGAGUAUCUGGAAGUGUCUACAAAGCAAAAUUAUCCACAGGUCAGGUUGUGGCGGUGAAGAAGCUUCAUUCAGUACCAGACAAGGAUAUGUGUCAUCAGAAAGCUUUUAUGAGUGAGAUUAGAGCCUUAACAGAAACUAGGCAUCAUAAUAUCAUCAGGCUAUAUGGUUUUUGCUGGCAUUCAAAGGUCUCCUUUUUGGUUUAUGAAUUCUUGGAAGGAGGUAGCUUGGACAAGAUCCUAAGAGAAGAGACACAAGCAAUUACAUUAGAUUGGAGCAAAAGAAUCAAAGUUGUUGAAGGUGUGGCUAAUGCUUCAUACUAUCUUCAUCAUGGAUGCUCACCUCCGAUAAUUCAUCGUGACAUAUCAAGCAAAAAUGUUAUUUUAGACUCAGAUUAUGAGGCUCACAUCUCUGACUUCGGGACAGCCAAGCUUUUGUAUCCAGAUUCUAACAAUUGGACCUCAUUUGCUGGUACCUUUGGCUAUGCUGCUCCAGUGACUGAGAAAUGUGACAUUUAUAGCUUUGGAGUGUUGGCUCUAGAAAUAAUUAUGGGAAAGCAUCCAAGAGAUCUCGUAAUGUCAUGUUUCUCAUCAACAUCUUCUGGUGCAGCACCAACAAUAAUUGCUCAUGAUUUGGAUUUGAACGAAGUGUUAGACCAAAGGCUACCUUAUCCUCAAGACUUAGUGGCUGAGAAGGUGAUGUUGAUUGCAAGAAUAGCUUCUACUUGCUUGAAUGAAAAUCCACGUGCUCGCCCAACCAUGGAGCAAGUAUGUAAGGAGCUUGCCAUGCCAAAAUAACAUAUUUCUAGUUCCAUUCCAU